GCUUUGGGCCACGGCACCGACAGCGAACAGUGAGGGUUGCGGUCUCGUUCAGUUCGCCGCGCGGCUCCGGCAGUUCGCAUUCUGAGUGAGACUCAGAUUCAGAUUCGGUUCCAGUCUCAGUUCCGAGCAAACUUCGGCGGGGAGCAGAAGGAGCUGUGGAGCCCGAGCAGGACAUAAAAAUAGACACGAAGUACUGAAACAAUAACUCGAGGCGGCGAGCUAGUGUAGAAUUUUUUUACAUAUAGAGUUACGACGGGAGGAAGCAGGAAGUGGCGGAUAAUUAAGGACAAAAACGCAAUUUCAAUUAUCGUUAGUGUAAUCUUGAAUGUGAAUUUAAAUGUGAACUGUAAGUGCACGGUAUUCGGCAAUUUUUGCUAGACACUUAGAUACUCUGGAUGUGGUGUACUUUUUCCCAUUGCAAAUUAGUUAGUGUAACCUAAUCAAAUAUAUAUAUAAUUAAAUAGAACGGUGUACACAUGUGUGUUGUUGUGCAAGUAUUUUUGCUAAAUUUAUUAAAUUGAUGUUGAAUGUAAGCUUUUCGAACGCUCGUGCAAUUAUUGUAAUCUGAAUAAAGGAACUCUGACCGCUUUCAAAUGACAAAGGACUAGAAAUGGGAGUCCUUUUUCCCAAAAACCGUAAGGGUGUAAGGCCAUUUGCCUUUGUCAGGGGGUGUGUCCAGAGCGGGGACUAGGGAGUCCUUUUACAUAAGCAUAAGGGCGAGCUGCAAAUGGGACAGCCACCUGCGGCUACACGUCGGCUACUCAACGCUGGAAUCCCUCGCUUUGUUCGCCGCUGAGUGCUGCGUGUCCUUGCAACGUGACAGUCCGAUUGUGUCCCGGAUAUGCAAAGAAGUCCCGCAUCCCGACAAUGGCCCACUUAAAACUGGACACCCUCCACGUGCAGCGAAGCCCUCGCGGCUCCCGCAGGAGCAGUCCGAGCAGCGGAAGAAGCAGUGCCUGUAGUUCCGGUAGCAUCUCCCCGGUGCCCAUCAUUCCGAUCAUCUCCAUCAGCCACGAUGGCGACGAGUCCGAGUCGGAGUCGGAAAUCGAAACUGAGCCGGCGCGCCUCUUCCAGCGCCGCAUGUCCACCAAGUGCACCAACAACCUGGCUGCCAUCAUCAAGGAGGGAUUCCUGCUGAAGCACACUUGGUCAUUUCAACGCUGGCGGCGUCGUUACUUUCGCCUCAAGCGGAAUAUGCUGUUCUAUGCCAAGGAUGAAAAGUGCGAUGUUUUCGACGAUAUCGACCUAUCGGAUUUGUGUUACUUCGAGUGCGGCAUCAAGAACGUAAAUCAUAGUUUUCAGAUAAUCACACCCACUCGUUCGCUGGUGCUCUGCGCCGAGUCCCGCCGCGAAAUGGAGGAUUGGCUGGGCAGCCUAAAAACGGCGACGGCGCCGCAGAGGCCUCGUGGUGACAGCUUUCUUAUCGAGCAGCACGACAUCCUGUCCAACCACCACCACUGGUACGCCACCUCCCACGCCCGCCCCACCUACUGCAAUGUGUGCAGGGACGCCCUUUCCGGGGUCACCUCCCACGGACUCAGCUGCGAGGUGUGCAAGUGCAAGGUGCACAAGCGAUGUGCGGCCAAGUCGAUAGCCAACUGCAAGUGGACAACGCUAGCUAGUGUGGGCAAGGACAUCAUCGAGCAGGCGGACGGCAUCAUCAUGCCGCAUCAGUGGAUGGAGGGCAACCUGCCGGUGUCCUCCAUGUGUGCCGUUUGCAAAAAGACCUGCGGGUCCGUGCUAAGACUCCAGGAUUGGCGGUGCUUGUGGUGUCGGGCCACCGUCCAUGUGGCUUGUCGUCCCCAAAUGGCUGUGGCCUGUCCAAUCGGACCUGCCAAGUUGUCCGUGGUUCCUCCAACCAGCGUACACUCCAUCAGCACCGAUGACGCCUGGGAUGUGGCCAGUCCCAAGGGCAACUUUUCGCCCCUGCUGGUCUUCGUGAACUCCAAGUCUGGAGACAAUCAAGGAGUGAAGUUCCUGCGGCGCUUCAAGCAGCUACUGAAUCCUGCACAAGUCUUUGAUCUAAUCUCUACUGGUCCGAGUCUUGGAUUACGGCUAUUCCGACACUUCGAGAUGUUCCGUAUUCUGGUCUGCUCCGGUGACGGAUCAGUAGGCUGGGUUCUUAGCGAGAUCGAUCGCUUUAACAUGCAUAAACAAUGUCAGGUGGCCGUGAUGCCUUUAGGGACGGGCAACGAUCUGGCCAGGGUUUUGGGUUGGGGCUCGAGCUGCGACGACGACACCCACCUGCCGCAGAUUCUAGAGCGGUACGAGUCGGCCAGCACCAAGAUGCUGGAUCGCUGGAGCAUCAUGGUCUUCGAAAAGGCUAUUCCCGUGCCCAAAACACCCAAGAUGUCCAUCAGCACUGAGCAGGAAGCGAUGCUCACUGGCAUGGUGACAUCGGCCAACCAUCACCUGCGCUUCAUAGUGGAAACCAAUGACACCCAGACCCUGAUCAGCUCCACGCGGAAUCUCUGCGACACCGUUGACGACCUGGUUUGCCGCAUCUCGGAACACCACAAGGAUGACGAACAGCUGGCCGUUAAGUGUGACAUUCUCAGGCAGAAACUUAACAUGUUGCUGGAUGCUCUGCAGGAGGAGGAAAUCGGUGCCCACAGUGGCGACGAUUUGAUAGCCACCAUCAGGAGUCUUAUUGCGAGAAGUAUUCCGGUGACACCAGGAUCCAACGCCUACCUGCUCAAUCCAAACAUAUCAAUCGAAAAGACGGAAAAGGAUCAAAUUAAUUCAAAGGAGCGCAGAAAUAGUCGAUCCCUUCGCUCUAGCGAGAAAGAGGCUCUCCAGUGUCGUGCCAAUAGCGUCAAGCGAGCCAUCUACAAUGUUGUGGAGCACUCGGAACCAGGACGUCCUAAACGCUACCAGCGAAAGUUGUCCAUCACACCGUUUGAGGCCCUGAAGCUACCUACAAACGCAUCCGGAGAAUCAACACCCUGCACCUCCCCUGUACCGAUAAUUCCACCCAUCAAUAUUAUCUCUCCCACCAUGGAAACCUCACGUCUCACCUGCAUUUCCCCUCUGCCUGAUACCCGACGAGAUUCCGUUGAUGAAAACUUCUUUAACAGCAUAAAUUUGCCUGCUCCGCGUCAAUUUGCGGAUAGUCGUAGGAGCUCUGGUGUGGAAGUGAUCCAGGAGAUCGAGGAGGGCGCCAAUGGGGAGACCGUGUACCGAAGAAGUCGCAUGUCCCUGACGGGUGGAGCUAAUAUCGAUGAUGCCGGUAAUCGUUUGUCACCCUGCAGCGACGGAGGGGAAAAUACGCCCACCGAGCGCAAAGUGGACUUCCUUAGGGUCCCGAUCCACACUGGCGAACCUAUAGUAGACCCCUUAUGCGAUUAUCGUCCCCACGAGGUUUUCGAGCGCACCUACUACAUGACCCGGGAAAUGGACAAAGACAAGGAAAAGGACAAGGAGAAGGACAAACCCGUGGAGAUUGACAUGGAAAAGGAUACAUGUGUGGAGAAAGACGGUAGCGUGCCCGAGGAGAAGCUGGUGCAUACAUGCAACCUUCAGGUACCCGGAGUUGUCGUUACCCCAAACCCCCAAAAUGUUUACUCAAGCGCCAGCAUUACAAUCAUUGACACCGAUGCACAGACCACUACCGAGCAAUCCUCUUCCGAUGAUCUGGGUGGCGAAGCCAGCGAUGUUCUGUCCGCCAUUAGCAAUGAGGAGUGCAGCGUGGCCUCUGAAAUAUUUGACAAGCAGGACGCAGGACAAACCGUGGGUGAUAUCAUUCAGAAUAUGGAUGCCAGUAACUUUACACACAUCGACUCCCCAGAGACGAGUGAUGAAACGGAGGCCAUGCCUGGCGAGAGCAUCAUGGACGACAUAAGCUCGGUAUUGGGUCACGAUAUAACCUAUGCCCUGCAGGACAACACGCUUACCGACGACACUACCACUCUCUGCUCUGAGCAUGUGGGACCACCGAAACCUCCUCGCAAGAAGUCAUUGAGCGCCCUAAGCCGCACCCAGGCUCAUCCGCGGCGGCGCAACUCGUCUCCACCGAGAAUUGCGCGAUUGGCGCGAAUGGACAGCGAUGAUAAUCCGCAGCAAUUCGGAUUUGAAAAUAUCGUUUUCGAGAUCGACAAUAGGUGUGACGACCAGAAGAUGAGGGAGCCACCGCGCUACUGCAGCCUGGCGCAGUUCGUGGAAGGUAACGAUAUAGCGCGUCAAAGCUUCAAGCGUCCCAAAAAGCGCAUCUCACUGAAAAAACCCAAACCAACUACAACCACUGAAAUCGUAUCUCAACAGCAGCUUAUGCUAGAACAACAUCGAGGUGGAGACAACGAUAGCGAAUAUCCGGAGCACCAGCAAACUCCAACGAAUAAAGGGGCCAAUUUACUGGCCACCACCAGCGAGGACGAGCUGUCCACGCAGACGGCCAUCAAAAUAGAAAUACAAGACAUUGAUGCCACUGUGCGCAACCUCAACAGCAGCAUGAAGCCCAAUACGAUCUUGACCACGUCGACAUCGCCCACGAAGAAAUCGGGCCAUGGACAAGAUGUAAAGCGCAUUACUUUUGAUGAGUCGUGUAAGAAAGAAUCCUUUGAUGAUGUAAAUCCCAACUAUCCACAGAUAAGUGUUGUUGUGAGGCCGCCGACGCCGUUGCGCGGCGACUCCAUCAAGCCCACGGUAUCGCUCCUGCCGGUCUCCUCCGGCGGAGCCAUGGCCGUGUCCAUGACCUGCUCCGGAAUGCUGGGGGUGCGAGCCAUGAACGCCUCUGAGAUCAGGCGACACUCGAGCCACGCCCCCGGCCUGGCUGUCCGCGAGUUCGACAAGGACAAGGACCGCCGGCACUCCGGCUUCAAUCCCAACCAGCUGACACUCGAUCCGGAGCACGCCCGCUUCCUCAGCAGCUCGCCGGCGGCUAGUCGCAGGAUCAGCUGCGGCAGCCUCUUCAAGAAGAAAAACAAAAAGAUCGCCACCAAGCGCAGCUACGGAUUGUUCAGCGUUCGGUUCUUUGUGGUGGCCGAGCCAGAUUUUCGCCUGGCCACCCUGGCGCUGAUAAGGCCACUGAUUCCUCUGCCGAACGAAGCACUUCCGAAUCUGCAGACCCUAAAGGGGUCCAAGUCGAGCUUGUUUAUGGGGUCAACUUUAUUCGGUUUCGAUCACUUGGCCUCCGCAGAAAAGGACAAGGAGGAAAAGGGCGGCAAAGACAAGGAGAAGACGCCCACCGAGGAGACCAACCGCAAGUUGCCCAUCAUCAAUCCUCUAGUGCGACUGCCCAACUGGCCAAAUCUUGCUAAUGGCGGUGGCUUUAUAUCCAAAUGUCUGUUGGCCAAUGCCGAUACCCUCUGCGCCGCCGUCAGUCCCCUUAUGGACCCGGAUGAGACACUACUAGCCGGUUACCAUGAGAAGUGCGUGAUGAACAACUACUUUGGCAUCGGAAUCGAUGCCAAGAUCUCGCUGGACUUCCACAACAAGCGUGAGGAGCACCCCGAAAAGUGCCGAUCUAGAGCCCGGAACUACAUGUGGUAUGGUGUUCUGGGAUCCAAGCAGCUCCUGCAGAAGACCUGCAAGAAUCUGGAGCAGCGAGUACAGCUCGAGUGCGAUGGUCAGAGGAUUCCGCUGCCGGAACUGCAGGGGAUUGUGAUACUGAACAUACCCAGCUUCAUGGGCGGCACCAAUUUCUGGGGCAGUAGCAAGAAGGAUGACAUAUUCCUGCCGCCCAGCUUCGAUGAUCGAGUGCUAGAAGUGGUGGCUGUCUUUGGAUCGGUGCAGAUGGCUGCCUCGCGGCUAAUUAAUCUACAACAUCAUCGGAUCGCCCAGUGCCAAAGCGUACAGAUCAAUAUCCUGGGAGACGAGGAAAUACCCAUUCAGGUGGACGGAGAAGCCUGGCUUCAGCCACCUGGAAUGAUUCGCAUUCUGCACAAGAACCGAGUGCAGAUGCUAUGCAGGAACAGAAGCUUGGAGCUCUCGCUGAAGAGCUGGCAGGAGAAGCAGCGCCAGCACAGCAUCUCCAUUCAGAGGGAUGCAUCUUCUACAGCUUCGGAGCAUGCCAACUCUACGGACGAGGUAAUCUCCGAACGUGAAUGCUACGUGCUCCUCAACUUUAUCGAAGCCGUCAGCUCGUUGGUGAAGUGGGUCAAGUUCCUGAUUAUCUCACAUCCAGCACUGCAGCACGACCUAUACGAGGUGGCCUGCCGGGCCAGUGAAGCCCUGGAAUCGAUUCAUCCGCAGGGCAAACUACUCGAAGGUCCUUCGUUGCGCACCAAGUUGGUGGAGGUCAUCGACUCAUCGCGGCAGCUUUACGACGAUGCAUGCACCCUGCUGCGCGACCGAGGUCAUAGUUUGAUUCUCCGUGAGGAUUUGGAAACGAAGCUCAGCGCGGCGUUGGCCAACAUGGAAAUGGAGCUGAAAAAGUGCUCCGUGCAGAAGUGCAUUGACGGCAAACUGCGGGCCUACUUUAAUGUUCUGGCGCCCAACGAAGAGUCCGAUGGCCGCCGCAAGUCUCGACCUUUCUGGGUGAGAUUGCGUUCCGGUUCGACCGCGGGUCAGCAGGCGUUUAAGCCACCUUUGACCAACACCCGCGAGGCGGCCAACAACUGGAGCGUCAACGAGGUGGUCACCUGGUUGGAAACGAUGCAGCUGUCGGAGUACGUGGACAGCUUCCUGAAGAACGACAUUCGCGGCAAGGAACUGCUUACCCUGGGCAGGCGUGACCUCAAGGAUCUUGGCGUGGUUAAGGUGGGACACGUCAAGCGUAUACUGCAGGCAAUAAAGGAUCUCAGCGAGAACUAAGCUUCCGUUGGGACUACUUAACGGCUAGUACAAACAAACCAGUCUUCGAAUCGCGCUCUUAGAGGUGAAUGGGUAGAAAAUUAAGUUGUACGCGAUCACAGGAAAAGUUAUGUUAUUAUGGGACAAAAUGCAUACAACAAUCACUAAUUUAUAGGCUAGCUUAGCUAACAUGCCGAAUGAUAGGGAAAUGCAUUCAGCGAACUUGCAAGUAAAAUCAUUCGGUAAAACGACGAUAAUUCUAUCGAUACUCUUUACAUAUUUAGGCUUAGCUGACUUUCUCUCGAACAAAUUAUCUCGAUAUACCACUUUUGAUUGGCAUAGAUAUGUAAAUUUUUUAAGGCUACCAGCCACUUUAAAUCGAGACAGAACGAAGAGCACCUAAAAUUGAUUUUUGUUUUUCAAAUACGUAUGUCAAAUUUAAGAAAACACUAGCAGUUAAAACGAAUUUAAACGUAGUGGCACAUACGAGAACAAAAACGGUAACUGCAGUUAGAUUUUAAGUGUUUAACCUUCAACUUACGCUUAUAUUACCAAUUUUGAGAACCCGUUUGAGAUCUAUUCAAAACUGCAAGUAACUGAAACAUGAAAUCGAUUCUAAAUUUAAAAGCAAUUUAUAUUUUACAAAAAUGAAACAAUAAACGUGCAGACCCAAACCAAUCUAAAGGUUAUAGAAAUAAUACUUAUACAUAUACAUAUACCUACAAAGAGAUAUUCGAAACUAUAUUUAAAUGUUUCCCCCACUAUUGUUAAAUCGAAAUGAUGCUAACAUUAUGUUAAUGCAAAUACGAGUCCAACUCUCGUUAUUGCAGCAAAGAAAAGUCUGUUAAACGUGUCAUUUUUGUGGUAACCAAAAGCAACUCUAACUUGUUUAUUUAAAUGAAUUUAGUUGUUAAGUCCGCGACGAUUUUCAAGAUAAGUUUAGGUUAGAUCCUUGGGGUCCUGGUGCCGGGUGCUGGGUCCCAACAAAUUUAUUUGGUACUAUAUACAAGCAUAUGGUAAAUCUUAGCUAGCAUUGGAACACGGAAUUAUGGUGUUCGGAACCUUUUUGGUACUCCUUUUAAUUGUUUACAUUUAAGAGAAUCCGCGUGAAAACCAACCACUUUUAUCAAAACGUUAAAGUGUUAGGAACGAAAUUGUGCUAAAUUUUUUAUACAUGUCAACUUUCGAUUUGAUCAAUUAAGUUACCCUCUAUCUCCCUGUCUAAAUAUGAACAUAUAAAUAUGUAUAGCUGCAUAUGAGUAGGUUUAGCAGUCCAAUGAUUUGAAAUGACCCAUCUUCAAAUGUUUGCUCAAGUUGCCUCCAGUUGAGUGAGUUUUUGAAAUGGCACAGCAGUAGCUGAGUUUAAUCUGAAACAAAUCACUUGAGCCACGUCUAUAAAUUAUAUUUUUUGAUAUAUAAGUAUAAUGAGCCCAGACCAACUCGAUUGAUUUGUUGUGAUCCUGUCACGAACUAACUUGUUUCCAAACAGCACCAGUAGCAAUCCUAUGAUUUCUAAGUAUUUUGACACAUAUUUGAUGAGCUAUGUACGCUUAUGUAUACUAGAUAUAAUAUACAAGGUAAG
Molecule: messenger RNA, 8311 nt
Organism: Drosophila simulans
Lineage: Eukaryota; Metazoa; Arthropoda; Insecta; Diptera; Drosophilidae
Product: diacylglycerol kinase eta
Exons: 13
Coding region: 868-6750 (1960 amino acids)
Biological process (GO): lipid phosphorylation; intracellular signal transduction; diacylglycerol metabolic process
Molecular function (GO): ATP-dependent diacylglycerol kinase activity; protein binding
Source: RefSeq, a predicted model, not a curated record